Mauremys reevesii (Reeves's turtle) is the source of this 390-nucleotide messenger RNA. RefSeq names its product maestro heat-like repeat-containing protein family member 2B. The coding region runs from base 78 to 380 and encodes 100 amino acids. Gene Ontology annotation, cellular component: cytoplasm. The transcript has 3 exons. The record is from RefSeq and is a predicted model, not a curated record. NCBI's taxonomy places the organism in Eukaryota, Metazoa, Chordata, Testudines, Geoemydidae.
GCAUUGGAAGUAGAAAAGGUGUGCCCAUUGGAUGAUACUGAAUGAAUUAGUAGGAACAUAAAUUCUGUGUCUCAUCUAUGCAGCUCAAGCAGGCUAUCAUCAAAGCCCUUGGUCCCAUGAUGAGCCUCCUGCUACACAAAGAGGAGUAUCAAGAUCAGAUAUUUGAACACCUCUCAUGGCUCCUUGAGCAAUAUAAGGAGGACACUGAUGUUUUUCACGUCACCAAGAGUCUGAGCCAGCUCUUGGAGGUCUCUGGUGAAUAUAAGAUCCCUCUCCUGACGGGAAGUUUCAAGCCAUCUGCAGUGCUCUGCAUAACCAGAUCUGUUCUCAGGCUAGGCCGCUCAGCAUGGAAAAUCACACAGAGCUGGUCCAUUGUGUAGUUCAACUAGG